AUGCGAAUCCUCGUGACCGGCGCGGCUGGAUACAUUGGAAGCCAUACAACGCUUGAAUUGGUAGAAUCUGGGUACGAGGUGAUGUGCAUCGACAACUUCUCCAAUUCCAUUUCUGAUGGCAAAGGACAUGCAGUUUCGUUAUUACGAGUGAGCGAGUUAGUCGGAGAACCAAUACCAUUCCAAGAGUGCGAUGUGUGCAACUUGGAACAGUUGGAUGCUGUUUUUUCGAAAGGUAACUUCGAUGGCCUGGUUCAUCUGGCCGCACUGAAAGCUGUUGGUGAAUCUGUGGACAAGCCAUACGAAUACUAUUCGAAUAAUAUCAUUGCUAGUCUCAAUCUCAUUAAGAUGUGUCAGAAGUAUAACGUUAAGAAUUUCAUCUUUUCUUCAAGCGCAACGGUCUACGGCGUGCCUAAGGAGCUUCCUCUAACAGAAGAGUGUCAAACUGGUCUGGGUAUAACUAAUCCUUAUGGACAAACGAAAUAUAUGAUGGAACAAAUUUUGAUUGACGUUGGGAAGGCGAAUCCGGAAUGGAAUAUUAUUUUACUGCGCUAUUUUAAUCCUGUUGGUGCUCAUCCAAGUGGACGAAUAGGUGAAGAUCCGAAGGGUAUUCCCAACAAUCUCAUGCCGUUUGUUAGUCAGGUUGCCAUUGGUAAAUUACCGGUUCUUACAAUUUUCGGAGAUAAAUGGGAUACACCUGAUGGAACAGGAGUGCGGGAUUUCAUUCACAUAGUUGACCUUGCACGAGGACAUGUGAAAGCUCUUGACAGAAUCCAAAGAGAAGGUCACGUUGGAAUUGAAGUUUACAAUCUUGGAACCGGUACUGGGUACUCAGUUAAGGAGAUGGUUGCAGCCUUUGAAAAAGCAAGUGGACGUAAAGUGGCUACUGAGGUUGGACAAGUAUCCUAG
Messenger RNA from Angiostrongylus costaricensis, 906 nucleotides. Lineage: Eukaryota; Metazoa; Nematoda; Chromadorea; Rhabditida; Metastrongylidae. The record is from the annotation of a GenBank genome assembly.